This is a messenger RNA of Balaenoptera ricei (Rice's whale), 1685 nucleotides long. It is a transcript of the gene RGS7BP, whose product is annotated as regulator of G protein signaling 7 binding protein. The record is from RefSeq and is a predicted model, not a curated record. Gene Ontology annotation, cellular component: neuron projection; nucleus; postsynapse. The transcript has 6 exons. Gene Ontology annotation, biological process: G protein-coupled receptor signaling pathway. NCBI's taxonomy places the organism in Eukaryota, Metazoa, Chordata, Mammalia, Artiodactyla, Balaenopteridae. The coding region runs from base 634 to 1407 and encodes 257 amino acids.
CUGCGUCUGCCGGUCCCGCCACGGAUUCAUUAGGGAUCCUCAAACAGAUGAGCCCCGUGGAGACGAGGAAUCAAGACAACGGAUUAGAGCCAAUUGCCUGCUUCGGGGACUGCCAGCCUUUCCAGGCCUGGUGACGGGGGAGGGAGGAGAUAGACGAACGGAGCGCCGCUGCGGGAAGACACCCGAAGCUAGAGCGACAAUCUCCCCCUGCCCGCCCUCCCCUCCACCUGGCAGCGCAGGCUUUGAAAGCUGCUCACCCAUCUGAAUGGAAACUAGGAACCGCCGGGCGGCGUGUUCCUUCUCGCCCAGCCUCGCGAUCCAUGCCGAGGGGAAGGCAGUGCGAGCCCGCGCCAGCGUCCAGCUCCCGGGACAGGGCCCGCAGUGCUGCUGAGCAGAACUUGACCGAGCCCCUUCCUCGCUGCUAGAGGGAGCGAUGCUGCACGGCACAGCCAGCGCUUCCCCGGCUCUCCUUCAAGCUGAAGGUUACCCACCCGCGCAGCCAGUCCCAAGCCUGUGAGCGCCGCGCCUCGGGUCCCGGCUCCGGCUGCUUGGCGGCGGCGCGCAGGGCAACUACCUGGCCGCCCGCGCCGGGGCGCACUGCACCAGCGGCUUCGGCUUGGUGGAUGUGUAUGCAUGAGUUCUGCACCGAAUGGGCGCAAAAAGCGCCCCAGCCGGUCCACCCGCUCCUCAAUCUUCCAGAUCAGCAAGCCCCCGCUGCAGAGCCGGGAUUGGGAGCGCAGGGGCAGCGGCUCCGAGAGCGCCCACAAGACCCAACGAGCCCUGGACGAUUGCAAGAUGCUUGUCCAAGAGUUCAACACGCAAGUGGCCCUGUACCGAGAACUGGUCAUUUCUAUCGGGGACGUCUCUGUCAGCUGCCCCUCACUCAGGGCGGAAAUGCACAAGACAAGAACCAAAGGCUGUGAAAUGGCCCGCCAGGCACACCAAAAACUUGCUGCCAUCUCGGGCCCAGAAGAUGGUGAGAUCCAUCCAGAAAUCUGUCGGCUCUACAUCCAGCUGCAAUGCUGCUUAGAAAUGUACACAACAGAGAUGCUAAAAUCCAUGUGUCUGCUGGGGUCUCUUCAAUUUCAUCGAAAAGGAAAGGAGCCUGGAGGGGGAACCAAGAGUUUGGAUUGCAAAAUUGAAGAGUGUGCUGAAACACCUGCUCUAGAGGACUCCUCAUCAUCCCCUGUAGAUAUUCAGCAACAUUCCUGGCAGGUUUCCACAGACAUUGAGAACACUGAAAGAGACAUGCGAGAAAUGAAAAACCUUUUAAGCAAACUCAGGGAAACUAUGCCUUUACCAUUGAAAAAUCAAGAUGACAGCAGCCUUCUAAAUCUAACUCCCUACCCCCUGGUUAGAAGACGGAAGAGAAGGUUCUUUGGGCUGUGCUGUCUCGUCUCAAGCUAGGUGAUUCCUCCUGGAAACCACCACUAGGAAGACCUGAAAAUAUCACUGAACCCGAGGACCUCCAGACAGCUGAACCACAGUUAUUGGUUUUUGACUAUGUUUUCUAUGCUUCCUUAUUACUUUUAUCCACCUCCCGCUGCCCUUAGAAAUGAUUUUACAUUUGAAAGCAGCUGCUGUCAAGAAGAAAAAAAAAAGACAGAUUCGAAAAGCAGGCUGUUUUUAAAAGGAUUUUUAAAGCUGACAUUGUGCAUGUCUGCUCCAAACCACACCAUGACAGA